Messenger RNA from Globicephala melas (long-finned pilot whale), 2442 nucleotides. RefSeq names its product upstream transcription factor 1 (gene USF1). Gene Ontology annotation, molecular function: protein dimerization activity; RNA polymerase II cis-regulatory region sequence-specific DNA binding; DNA-binding transcription factor activity, RNA polymerase II-specific. NCBI's taxonomy places the organism in Eukaryota, Metazoa, Chordata, Mammalia, Artiodactyla, Delphinidae. The record is from RefSeq and is a predicted model, not a curated record. Gene Ontology annotation, biological process: regulation of transcription by RNA polymerase II.
ACACGGCGGGAGUCUGGAGACUGGGUGCGCCGGCGAGGCAGAGCAGCCUCGAUUUUGUUUCCGUUUUUUAGGUUCAGGAACUCCUGGGGCGGAAGCCUUUGUUUUGAGGGAGGGGGCCGUGCCUGUUUCGUUAUCUCCCCUUUUUGUGGGCCGAACUCACUCCCCGCCCCCGGGCGCACAAGUCCCCGCCCUCCCGCGCUGCUAUCCGCGAGCCGAUGGGCCGGACACUGCGGGACCCGCUGAGCUCCCGGUGUCCUUUCCUACCUCUGCGGAUCAGCGGAGGCUGGGGGUGAGCCCGGCCGGGCUGGCCAGGUCACCGCGCGGGCUCCUGGUCGCGCGCCUGGCCGGCGCUCAGCUGCUGAGCGCCUACUGGUUGGUGGGCCUGCAGGGAGACGCCGCAUUCUCAGGCAAGGUCUAGGCGCCUGACUUCUUUGCGAACUUGAUUCUUUUUCCCUUUGUGUCGAGACUUAGGGCUCUUGCAGGGCCCUCGUUCCCUGAGCGUGCACGCCACAACAUCCUAGCCCGCUUUCCGUGUCGCAUACCCCUAAUGCUCAGGAAAUGCUUCCCGAUGUCCAAAUAAGAUUUGAAUAAGUAGCCUGAUCCCGUUGCUGGGUGUCCUCAGAGGCUGCCUCUGUCUGACAGCUGUGGGCCAUAGAGACGCCUCCUGUGCCCUGGCCUCUGUUUCAUUGCUUCCUUCUGCUGUCAGCGCUGCAAGCCUCAGAGGGGCACUUCCUCCGCAGGUUUGAGGAUGGAGAGGACUUAGCACUCAGGCCUGUGAGGCAGGAGAUACGAAGACUUCCAAAGAAGGACCAAUUCCUCGGAUGUGCCCCCUCACAGAGAGAUGAAGGGGCAGCAGAAAACAGCUGAAACGGAAGAGGGGACAGUGCAGAUUCAGGAAGGUGCAGUGGCAACUGGGGAGGACCCAACCAGUGUGGCUAUCGCCAGCAUCCAGUCAGCUGCCACUUUCCCUGACCCCAACGUCAAGUACGUCUUCCGAACUGAAAAUGGGGGCCAGGUGAUGUACAGGGUGAUCCAGGUGUCUGAGGGGCAGCUGGAUGGCCAGACUGAGGGGACUGGCGCCAUCAGUGGCUACCCUGCCACUCAAUCCAUGACCCAGGCUGUGAUCCAGGGUGCGUUCACGAGUGAUGAUGCAGUUGACACAGAGGGGACAGCUGCUGAGACACACUAUACUUACUUCCCCAGCACUGCAGUGGGAGAUGGGGCAGGGGGUACCACAUCGGGGAGUACAGCAGCUGUUGUUACCACCCAGGGCUCAGAGGCACUACUGGGGCAGGCGACCCCUCCUGGCACUGGUCAGUUCUUUGUGAUGAUGUCACCACAAGAAGUGUUGCAAGGAGGAAGCCAGCGCUCUAUUGCCCCCAGGACCCACCCUUAUUCCCCGAAGUCAGAAGCUCCCCGGACAACUCGGGAUGAGAAACGCAGGGCUCAGCAUAAUGAAGUGGAGCGCCGCCGCCGAGACAAGAUUAACAACUGGAUUGUACAGCUGUCCAAGAUCAUCCCAGACUGCUCCAUGGAGAGCACCAAGUCUGGCCAGAGUAAAGGUGGAAUUCUAUCCAAAGCCUGUGAUUAUAUCCAGGAACUUCGGCAGAGUAACCACAGGUUGUCUGAAGAACUGCAGGGGCUUGACCAGCUGCAGUUGGACAAUGAUGUGCUUCGACAGCAGGUGGAAGAUCUUAAAAACAAGAAUCUGCUGCUACGAGCUCAGUUGAGGCACCACGGAGUCGAGGUCGUCAUCAAGAGUGAUAGCAACUAAUUCUGGGGAUCCAGAGGCUUUGGGCCCUACAGCCCCUUUCAGAGAACUGCAGAUAGCCCAGGAGCAACAGGCUAACCUCGUGCCCUUUCCUUCACUGCCCACUUCUGGCAUGGGACUGGGGGGAGUUCAGAAGGCGUGUCUUUGAACUGAGGCCCUGUGAUAUAGCAGCCUGCAGUGGUGUGAAACACACACGUGGAUGUGUACUGACCUCCUCACCCAACCCCACCGUGCAGCCCCUGGGCCCUUGUGCUCCUCUUGCACAAUGCAUGUGCUGUCUCCAUGCUGGACACUGGACACACUGAACUGGGGGGCUUGCCCUGUGCUUGCUUAGAGUGCCAGCAGAGGGUCUGCUGACAAGCAAAGCUCUGGCUUGCCCCAGGACACUGGCGCUUCCACUGGUUCUUCCUUUCCCUGGAGCUCAGAUGUGCACCUGAGGACUCUGGGGAACAGGCUUCAGCAAGAAGUGGGGAUAGGAUGCUUAGCAGUGGCUGCUGCCCCAGGAAGAGGAGAUUGGCCGGCAAGCAGCUAAGGCCUAUGCAGAAGUCUCUGGAGCCAGGGAGAACAACAGGCAGGGCCCACUGGGGGCCUUACCCCCUUGUGGGGACGGGUUUUUUUUUUCCCCCCUUUUCUUUCUUUCCUUUUUUUUUUUUAAGAUAAAAUAUUAAGAG